Messenger RNA from Eptesicus fuscus (big brown bat), 1237 nucleotides. RefSeq names its product phenylethanolamine N-methyltransferase (gene PNMT). Gene Ontology annotation, molecular function: phenylethanolamine N-methyltransferase activity. The coding region runs from base 142 to 1158 and encodes 338 amino acids. Lineage: Eukaryota; Metazoa; Chordata; Mammalia; Chiroptera; Vespertilionidae. The record is from RefSeq and is a predicted model, not a curated record. Gene Ontology annotation, cellular component: cytosol. The transcript has 3 exons.
CCGAGCUGCGGGCCCUGGAGCAGGCCAGGUGGGCCGAGCGUGGAGGGCGGCGGGGGAAGCGCGGGCAGCGGCGGGGACAGAGGUUCCCGCGGGGGCCGCCGCCCCCCCGCCCCCGUGUCUGCGGCCGGGACACUAAGGGAGAUGGAUGGGGUGGGGGGGACGCAGCGCGCGUGGCCCCGGGCGGCUCCGAGCUCCGCCCCGCCCCACCCCACGCCUCCCCUCGCCGCGGAGGGAUGGGGCGGGGGUCCGGCCGCAGAUAAAGGGGCUGCGAGGCCGGCGGGGCACCGGGUGGGCCUCGGUGGCAGCAGGAGCAUGGCAGACCCACGUCCCGCUGCGGGAGCGGCCCAGGACUCGCACCCGGGCCGCGCGGAGGUGGCCUCGGCCUACCAGCGCUUCGAGCCCGGCGCCUACCUCCGCAACAACUACGCGCCCCCGCGGGGGGACCUGAGCAGCCCGGCCGGCGUCGGGCCCUGGAAGCUGCGCUGCUUGGCGCAGACCUUCGCCACAGGGGAGGUGUCUGGACACACCCUCAUCGACAUCGGUUCAGGCCCCACCAUAUACCAGCUGCUCAGCGCCUGCGCCCACUUCCAGGACAUCACCAUGACAGACUUCCUGCAAGUGAACCGCCAGGAGCUGGGGCUCUGGCUGCGGGAGGAGCCGGGGGCCUUCGAUUGGAGCGUGUACAGCCAGCACGUCUGCCUCAUUGAGGGCAAGGGUGAGUCGUGGCAGGAGAAGGAGCGCCAGCUGCGAGCCAGGGUGAAGCGGGUCCUCCCCAUCGAUGUGCACCAGCCCCAGCCCCUGGGCGCGGGGAGCCCGGCGCCCCUGCCUGCCGAUGCCCUGGUCUCUACCUUCUGCCUGGAGGCGGUGAGCCCUGACCUUGCCAGCUUCCAGCGGGCCCUGGACCACAUCACCACACUGCUGAGGCCUGGGGGGCACCUCCUCCUCAUCGGGGCCCUGGAGGAGUCCUGGUACCUGGCGGGGGAGGCCCGGCUAGCGGUGGUGCCCCUGUGUGAGGAGGAGGUGAGGGAGGCCCUGGUGCGUAGCGGCUACCAGGUGCGAGACCUCCGCACCUACACCAUGCCUGCCCAUCUCCGAACAGGCGUAGACGAUGUCAAGGGCAUCUUCUUUGCCUGGGCCCAGAAGAAGGUGGGGGUGUGAGGCCCCCCUGCACCCAGUGCCGGCAGCCCUCAGCCAUCAGAUUCCCUAUUACCUGAGGCGGCACCUAAUAAAGAAAUGU